CGCGAGGUGCUCGCAUGGCAUCAGCACGGCACGCGUAACAGCAGACGCUUCUUCCUGCGCGCCGAAACCGUUUGCCGCCGCUGAAACCUGUCGGUAAUCCAAAAUUUCCGUCAGCUGUUAAUAAUGGCAUCGUACUUCGAUGAGCACAACUGCGAGCCACUGGGACCAGGAGAGCAACCGGACCACCUUCUUCAUCUGGCAAGACUGCUCAUUGACGGUGGAUUCGGAGCCAGCUUCGAUAUGGAGUACCAAAGGAUAUUUCCCGACCAGCCACACAAGCCGCCAGCGUCCAAGCAUGCAAUUCAGUCACUCAAACGGGAGCCUGUUGCAGAAACAGGUAAAAAGUGCCCCAUCUGCUUGAAGGAAUUUGGCAACAAAGAAGUUGUGACAGAGCUGCCCUGCUGCCACUUCUUCCACGAUGACUGCAUAGUUCCAUGGCUGAAAUUGGUGAACACUUGUCCAGUGUGUCGGCAUGAGCUACCCACGGACGACCCCAACUAUGAGGAACUGAAGGCCCAGAAGGAACGAAUGAAGCAGCGCCAACAGGCCAUUGAAGAACUCCACAACUCCAUGUUUGGAUGACUAAAUCAGCUUUUACUGGAACAGUGAAAAGAAAU
This is a messenger RNA of Rhipicephalus sanguineus (brown dog tick), 617 nucleotides long. Its product is annotated as E3 ubiquitin-protein ligase RNF181. The coding region runs from base 124 to 582 and encodes 152 amino acids. The record is from RefSeq and is a predicted model, not a curated record. The transcript is spliced from 6 exons. NCBI's taxonomy places the organism in Eukaryota, Metazoa, Arthropoda, Arachnida, Ixodida, Ixodidae.